AUGGAAAAUAUGAACAAUAUUGUUCAAUCAUUUCCAUUUAUGGAAGAAUCAGCUGUGAUUAAUCGUAAAUCCCAAAAUCGUAAACACUCUUAUGAAUCAAACAAUGAUAAUCGAAGCCUAUUUCUCAUUGAAUAUUCUUUUCUUAGUGAACUUGAUCUUUGCAAUGUUCAUGAUGACUAUAUAGAAAAAUUUGUCUUUAAUACUAAAACAUAUUUCCAAAAUAAUGUUCUUCUUCGUAUUAAAUAUGAAUCUUUACAACAAGUAACACACAAUUUCACAAGAGAUACUACACGAAUUAAUUCUGUCAAAAUAAAUGAAUUAGAAUUAAAUGGUGAACCAAUAUGUUUCAAUUCUUUACAACAAUAUUUUCCUUAUGCAAGAAUAAGUUAUCCGCUAAUAUUUUAA
This is a messenger RNA of Rotaria sp. Silwood1, 405 nucleotides long. The record is from the annotation of a GenBank genome assembly. NCBI's taxonomy places the organism in Eukaryota, Metazoa, Rotifera, Eurotatoria, Philodinida, Philodinidae.